UGAAUUAAUAAUAAUUAUUAAUUAUCUUAUAUUUAUUUUUUAGGGAGUGAUAAUAGAGAAAGAGGUUGUUAUGUGUCUCCUUCAUCAUUGAAUCGCAGGGAAAGAAAAUUUGGAUUUAGAGAGAGAGAAAAUAAAGAGGAAGAAGAAAAAGGAGAAAAGGGUUAGGACUUAGGAGAGAGAAAGAAAGCUCUGUGCACAAAAGAGCUUUUGAUUCCUCUCUCUCUCUCUCUCUCUCUCUCUCUCUCUCUAUAAUCCAAAUCCAUGGCUCAUUCAUGCUAUACUUCUUCCUUUUCGAAUUCUCCACCUUCUUCUCAUUAAAGGAAGAAACGUUCAUUUUUGUUUGUUUUGGUGUUCGUUCAAGUCCGACCUCAUCUUCUCCACAAUCGUCUGUAGGUUUUCUUUCAAUCCUCAAACAUCAGAUUUGAAUAUAUUCCAUUCCAGCUACUAUAUUGGGGGUUGUUGUAAUCUUAAGGACAAGGUAGGAGAGUUUUUUUUGUUGUAAAAGGUUUUGAUUGAGAGGGUUUUGCUUGAUGGGGAAUUGUUGUGCAACGCCUGGUACACCUUCCCAAAACAACCGGAAGAAUAAGAAGAAAUCCAAUCCAUUUUCUGGCGAUUAUCCUGUGACUAAUGGUGAUGGAGGUGGGAACAACACCUGGGUCUUGAAAGAACCAACAGGUCGAGACAUUACAGCUCAUUAUGAUCUGGGUCGAGAGCUGGGCCGUGGCGAAUUUGGGGUUACUUAUUUGUGCACAGAGUUAUCAACUGGUGACAAAUUUGCCUGCAAAUCAAUAUCAAAGAAGAAGCUGAAGACUGCUGUGGAUAUUGAGGAUGUGCGGCGAGAGGUUGAGAUUAUGAAGCAUCUAAGGAACCACCCAAAUAUUGUAACGUUGAAAGACAGUUAUGAGGAUGAUAAUGCAGUUCAUAUUGUGAUGGAAUUGUGUGAAGGAGGGGAGUUGUUUGAUCGAAUUGUUGCGAGAGGUCAUUACACAGAACGAGCUGCUGCAGCCGUUAUGCGAACCAUUGUUGAAGUUGUUCAGAGUUGUCAUAAACAUGGAGUGAUGCAUCGUGAUCUCAAACCAGAGAACUUUUUGUUUGCAAACAAGAAAGAAACAUCCCCCUUAAAGGCAAUUGAUUUCGGGCUGUCAAUGUUUUUUAAACCGGGUGAACGAUUUAAUGAGAUAGUGGGAAGUCCUUAUUACAUGGCCCCUGAAGUCCUGAAACGGAAUUAUGGCCCCGAAGUGGACGUUUGGAGUGCUGGAGUUAUACUGUAUAUUUUACUUUGUGGUGUUCCACCAUUUUGGGCAGAAACUGAACAAGGGGUAGCACAGGCUAUUAUUCGCUCGGUGAUUGAUUUUAAGAGGGAUCCGUGGCCAAGAGUUUCUGAUAAUGCGAAGGACCUUGUUAAGAAAAUGCUUGAUCCUGAUCCAAAGCAGCGACUUACAGCACAGGAAGUACUUGAGCAUCCAUGGAUACAAAAUGCCAAGAAAGCUCCGAAUGUCCCAUUGGGUGAGACUGUGAGAGCAAGGCUCAAACAGUUUUCCGUCAUGAACAAGCUCAAAAAAAGGGCUCUAGGGGUUAUAGCUGAACAUUUGUCCAUUGAAGAGGUGGCUGGAAUAAAGGAGGCAUUUGAAAUGAUGGACAAUGGAAAUAAAGGCAAGGUUGUCCUUGAGGAGCUUCGAAUUGGUUUGCAAAAGCUUGGACAGCAGAUUCCUGAACCGGAUCUUCAAAUACUAAUGGAAGCGGCUGACGUUGAUGGCGAUGGCGCUCUAAAUUAUGGAGAGUUUGUUGCGGUUUCAGUUCAUUUGAGAAGAAUGGCUAAUGACGAGCACCUACACAAGGCAUUUUCAUUCUUCGAUCAAAACGGGAGUGGUUAUAUUGAAAUUGAAGAGCUUCGGAAUGCUUUAAAUGACGAAGUUGACACUAAUAGUGAGGAAGUCAUCACUGCUAUAAUGCAUGACGUGGACACUGACAAGGAUGGGCGCAUAAGUUACGAGGAGUUUGCUGCAAUGAUGAAAGCUGGUACAGAUUGGAGAAAAGCAUCAAGGCAGUAUUCACGGGAAAGAUUUAACAGCCUGAGCUUGAAGUUGAUGAGGGAAGGCUCUUUACAGUUAACCAACGAGGUAUUUUAGAGUGGUCCCUUCCAAAAAUCCAUUUCCAUGUUACCAUAGUGAAGUGGCUCUCAGCAGCUUGUGGAGUGUGGACUACUUGUAUAUGAUAGAAUAGAUCACAUGAAGGAUGAGAAUGUAAGCUUCUCCACCACCACCAUCAUUUUCUUUUAUAUAAGCAAAAAGAUUUAACCUUUCAGUAUCAGCAAUGGUCGGACUUAGAUUUUUGUCUUUGUAUAAUAAUAUAAUAUAUUCCAUCUCUAAUAAUAAUAAAUAUUCCAGUUCCACCUCUCA
Messenger RNA from Cannabis sativa, 2399 nucleotides. Its product is annotated as calcium-dependent protein kinase 8. Gene Ontology annotation, biological process: intracellular signal transduction; peptidyl-serine phosphorylation; protein autophosphorylation. Bases 531 to 2129 code for a protein of 532 amino acids. The record is from RefSeq and is a predicted model, not a curated record. NCBI's taxonomy places the organism in Eukaryota, Viridiplantae, Streptophyta, Magnoliopsida, Rosales, Cannabaceae. Gene Ontology annotation, cellular component: cytoplasm; nucleus. Gene Ontology annotation, molecular function: calcium/calmodulin-dependent protein kinase activity; calcium-dependent protein serine/threonine kinase activity; calcium ion binding. The transcript has 10 exons.